This is a messenger RNA of Nothobranchius furzeri (turquoise killifish), 2447 nucleotides long. The record is from RefSeq and is a predicted model, not a curated record. NCBI's taxonomy places the organism in Eukaryota, Metazoa, Chordata, Actinopteri, Cyprinodontiformes, Nothobranchiidae.
ACACUUUGAGACAUGUUUAGAUCCAAAAGGCUUAUUGUUUGUUAAACCUGAUGUGUUUGAGUAACCUGCGCAUCCCUUUGGUUUUGCAUCAUGAGCCAAAAGCUACAAUCCUACAUGUUGCUUCAAGGUGCAGAUCAUAGACUGUAUACAUAAGAAGAGCUGUUACUCGUAGGUUUCUGAAGAGCUGAACUGAAGCCCAUUGGGCAGGUCCCAUCACCACCAUCUUGACCAUGUCACACGUCCAAAACUAUAAAAAUGGAGCUGAAGGCAGGGUUGUGAGGCUGAGGGCAGAUGAUUGACAUCCAACAAACUGAGUCGAUGCAGCUACAAGCUAUCUGAGCUAAGUGAGCUAACUGAAGCUAACGGAGGUUGGUGGGCGCUUUGGGAAACCUGCUAAGCUCCCCAGAAAAUUGUCUCUCAACAAGCCUCGCUCCUCUUCCACAACAAACACUACGGUCAACCCCGCACCCAGCAGCACUACGGCCCAGCCCGGCCUUUCAGCCACGCCGGUUCCCUCUUUGGUACAGUCCAUAGGCUCUAUGGUCCUCUCACCAGGCUCCAUUUUGGCCACACAGGGUGCCGGGGGCCAGCAGAUCCUCCACGUCAUCCAUACAAUCCCCUCAGUCAGCAUGCCGAGCAAGGUGGGCCAGCUGCAGACUAUACCUGUGGUGGUGCAGUCGCUGCCUGUUGUCUACACCACCAUGCCAACCGACGGCGUUGCCACAGCAGCCAUCACGGUGCCGCUCAUAGGCAGCGAUGGGCGGUCUGAAGGAUCUGAUACAAGAUUUUCAUCAAGUCCACCACCAUCCUACGGACAAAAUUCCCACUGACGUCACAAUUCCAGAGUUUCUCUGACAAAUGGAGGAGGUGCUUGAUCGGUAUCUGCUGCUGAAUGGUAUUGUCGUGUGUGUGUGUGUGUGUGUGUGUGUGUGUGUGUGUGCGUGCGUGCGUGCGUGCGUGCGUGCGUGUCCGUCAAGCAGAACGAACUUGAUCAUCUGAUAAUUUUUCUGUCUAAGAAACCCCACAGACACCCACCACCCUUCUUGUUACAAAUUUCCUCCACCUCUUCCUCCUUUUUCCUCCUCUUCCACAUCUUUUCCCCUCCCACGUCCUCCUUUUCUUCCCUUUGUGGUCGCCUUGGCAGCGUGGCCACGGUUGCCAUGGAGACAAGAUUCUUUUCCCCCUGGUUAAUGACUGUGGCUCAGUCGGCGGUGGAGGAGAGGGGUUACUCUCCUCCUCCUCCACCAUCAUCAUCAUCAUCAUCUCCAGCGCUGCAACGGGCUCUAAUCUGAGGUGACACGGCCAAUAUCCUCACGCAAACUCUCUCUCUCUCUCUCUCUCACACACACACACACACACACACACACACACACACACACACACACACAAGCAUGUCAACACAGGCAUGUAGCAAACAUUCACAAGAGCCUAGUGAAAGGAAUGUGUGUCAUGUACACGCCACAAGCGCCUCCCCUCGCCCACUGCUCACUCAUUCACAUAAUUCACAUCACACGUUUCCACUGGAAAUCAAAACAAACACACACACACACACACCUUUCCUUUUUGUUCCAAUUCCAGAAUAUUCAUCAACCGUAGAGACAGGAAAAAGUAAUUUGAACUAAAAUCACCAACUUGUCUGGAUUAAUAAAUCCUCUUGUGGUCAGAAAAGUUACAACCAAGGAGGGAAAAGGCUGCAGGUUGACUCUGUUUUAGAAAACUUCUGACGUGGGAGAAGGUCAGGGUUGCUAGAUGUGUUUUGUCUUAUAAACAGGAGAUUAUCAUCAGUAAAGAAUCAUUUUACAAAUACUGUAAAAAUAACUGGAUGUUUCUUAAGGAUUUUGUUUUAAAACUAACAAGCUACAAAACAUGAGAAUAAAAAAUAUAUACUUUAGAAGAAAUUGGAACUCUAUAAGUAGAGCAGUGAGACACAACAUUUAAGUCAAUUUAUAUAGAAAUAAUAAAAUUAAAUCUUAUGGAUGGUAUACCACAGGGUUUGGUAUUGGGACUUUAGUUAUUUGAACUUUAUGUCCGCUAAAUCCUGAGAUCUGAGCUUUUUUCUGCGUGUUUGUGAACUUUUAUUCCCCCUAGACAUUUUGGUUUAGUUAAAAUAUAAAAUAUUGUUAAAAGCAGGUCAAAGUUGAAAAGAUUAAAAUUUUAAUUUUCCUCGCUGGGUAAAAAGGGUCAAAAAUGAUAAUAUUCAUUGGUUAGAUAAAUGGAAUCCAUUCAUCUUGGACCAGUCUGAACCCGCUUGUCCACGUAGGGUCGCGGGGGGCUGGUGCCUAUCUCCAGCGGUCAAUGGGCAAUCAGGCGGGGUACACCCUGGACAAAGAGCCAGUCCAUCGCAGGAUAAAUGGAAUAUUAAAGUAAAAUUAUAUUUUAUACAAUAAUCUUGUCCUAAAAAAAAUCUACAUAAAAAAAUAAAUAUAUAAAUGUAGCAAUGACUCCAU